AUGAUGUUAUCCGAUGUUUCUGAGUCAGUUAAAGCGAGCGGUGAAGCUACGGUUCCCUCCGUUCCGAUCAAACCCGUCAAUCAAACCAGUGUCUCUUCCGGCGAUGAAAAAGCCCGCGAUGUCAGUUCCGUGAAAUCAGAAGUUCUCUCUGCGGCCUCCUCCGGUCCGAGCAAGUCAAUCGGCAAAGCCGGUGUUUCUGCCGGCCUCAACAUCGGCGCUAAGUACAAAGCCUUUGUCUCUUCCCGCGAUAAAGGCAAGGCUAUCACGAAGGUGCUUAUUGGCCUCGAGAUGAUCCUCAUCGAUGAAGAGGAAAAUGUUAUCCAGGGUUUCAUCCCUAAUGGAAGGAUUGAGACUUACUUGCGUCACAUGAAGGCCGGUGGUACUAACCGACUCAACAAGUUUUUUGGAUCAAAGAGCAAGCCUAUUUAUCGGGUAGCUGACCAGAUGUCACCAUUAGCUUCUCAUGGAACUCUGUCCUCUAUAAUCUCGAGGACAGUUCCAUUAACUUCCCUGAGGAUCGGUUCCGGAUCCAUGGUUACAGAGAAUUCGAGGCUGCCUCUGAUCAAAGAGGUGAUCUUUAUGGUUCUCAGUGACGGUCCUCUUCUUGAUGAAACAGAGAUAGCUGCAUCCCGCCGAGUGGAACUUCAUGUUCAAACUCAUGACGACCCCGUUCUGAAGUUGUACCUCUGGGACAAGGCUGCCUUCCAGUUCUGUGAGAAGUUCAAGGCGUCUAUAGGCACUGCCCGUGUUAUCUUAGUGACCACCUUAAACCCGAAACUGUUUGGAGGAGUCCUCUAUCUAUCUUCUAUGGCGUCUUCACGGGUAUUUCUGGAUAGUGAUGUCCAAGAAACCUGUUAUUACGAUAUCAUAAUUUCUGAUUUGGCUUUUUCCACUAAGCUGGACUCGAACUUAGAUGUUGCCAACAUGGUUAAUGCAGAGGUGGUCACCAAGCCUGAGUUAGCGACUUUGGGAGACCUCUUUUCCUAUAUGAAUCAGGCAGCCGCUAAGGUUACUUGGUUUGAGUGCACAGCAACUAUUGAUGAUGUUGUGCACGGUUCUGGGUGGUAUUAUAUAGGCUGUGGUGUGUGCCAUACCAAGGCGACCAAGCGACCUACAACCUUCAUGUGUAAGAAAUGUGGGAAGAGUGAGAUUGAUGGUGUGACGCAAAGAAUCAAGCCGUAUUUUUUUGUUCUUGGGGAUGCUGGUGAGGAGUUGACUGGAAAGAAAGCUACUAAGUUAGUUGAAAGAUACUAUCAGGCCAAUGAGGAUGUGGGAGAGGAUCACAUAGUUCCAGUGCCUCAAGCCAUGAUUGAUACCAUCGGGCAAACAAGGAAGUUCAUUGUGAAGGCCAAUGAGGAUGUGGGAGAGGAUCACAUAGUUCCAGUGCCUCAAGCCAUGAUUGAUACCAUCGGGCAAACAAGGAAGUUCAUUGUGAAGGUAUCAAAUCACAAUUUGAAUGGCAAAUCCCAGACUUUAACUGUGACAAAGGUGCUUCCUCUCAAAGCCCCAGAACCCGUGGUCGAGACAGGAGAGAACGUUGAUGGGGAAUCUGAUAGUGAAGGGGGUGAUCAUGCAGAUGAAUCGGUGAAGAGGAGUGCUGAUGGGAUUGAGUUAGAAGGUGUCAAGCGUGCCAAAUGUGGCUGA
Molecule: messenger RNA, 1644 nt
Organism: Brassica oleracea var. oleracea
Lineage: Eukaryota; Viridiplantae; Streptophyta; Magnoliopsida; Brassicales; Brassicaceae
Exons: 11
Coding region: 1-1644 (547 amino acids)
Biological process (GO): DNA replication; DNA repair; DNA recombination
Cellular component (GO): nucleus
Molecular function (GO): DNA binding
Source: RefSeq, a predicted model, not a curated record